Aspergillus oryzae RIB40 is the source of this 825-nucleotide messenger RNA. RefSeq names its product mitochondrial 54S ribosomal protein bL27m. Gene Ontology annotation, cellular component: ribosome; mitochondrial large ribosomal subunit. Gene Ontology annotation, molecular function: structural constituent of ribosome. The record is from RefSeq and is a predicted model, not a curated record. NCBI's taxonomy places the organism in Eukaryota, Fungi, Ascomycota, Eurotiomycetes, Eurotiales, Aspergillaceae. The transcript has a single exon. Gene Ontology annotation, biological process: translation. Bases 1 to 825 code for a protein of 274 amino acids.
AUGUUACAACAAAGACUACUGGCGCCCCUCCGGGUGCUGGAGAGAGCAAUUGUGCCAUCGCUCCGCUCAUCACAGCCAAUCUCCCGACCACCACCACCAUCAAUACUCUCACGAACCAACACCUCCGCACCGACACCAUUCUUGAACCGCCUCCUCCCCUUCUCUCAAGUCCGUCAUGCCUCCCACGCCACCCAGGGUACGGCGAAUCGACAUUCCCGUGACCCCGCGGGAAAGCGUCUCGGUGCGAAACGUACCACCGGUGAAUACGUCGUUCCAGGCUGUAUCAUUUUCCGUCAGCGUGGAACGAAAUGGUUUCCAGGCGAGAAUUGCGCGCUAGGCAGGGAUCAUACCAUCUAUGCCACUGAGGCAGGAUAUGUGAGAUACUAUUUGGAUCCCGAACGGCACCCUGACCGGAAGUAUAUCGGCGUCUGCUUUGAGAAGGACGGCAAGUUGCCUACGCCCCGGAAUGCCCCGACCAAACGGAAACUGAACAGGGUCGCCGUCCCUCGCAUCGAUGACGCCCCUACGCCGAUUGCUGGACAGUCGGAUCUUGUUGCUACUAUUGACAAUGGCACUAUGGUGUCUAGCGUGGAGGCUGUGAACGCCGAGUCAGGCUCUCAGCUGCGUCCGGGUUAUAUGUACCGUGAGGCGAACUGGCAGAUCGGUCGAGCAGCUGAGAAGGCCGGGAUUACAGCGAAGGCUUACAACCCCAAGAACCGUUGGUUGGCAUGGAGAAAGAGACAGGCUAGGGCCGAACGGGCCGCCCAGAUGAAGAGUCUCAAGAACAAGAAGAAGGCUUCAAAGAAGGGCAAGGGUGGCCGCUAA